Molecule: messenger RNA, 938 nt
Organism: Coffea eugenioides
Lineage: Eukaryota; Viridiplantae; Streptophyta; Magnoliopsida; Gentianales; Rubiaceae
Product: adenylate kinase isoenzyme 6 homolog
Exons: 4
Coding region: 282-836 (184 amino acids)
Cellular component (GO): nucleus; cytoplasm
Molecular function (GO): ATP binding; ATP hydrolysis activity; AMP kinase activity
Source: RefSeq, a predicted model, not a curated record
AAAACCCUUACCAAAGCCCCUCCUUUCUCUUCCUUUCUUUUCUAUUUUAAACUCCCAAACUCGCUAUACAAUUCUGGAUUCAAUCGAAUCCAAAAUCCGCUCAAAAUCUAGGGUUUCUAGACAUUGAUUUUUAGUGCCGGUUUCGGUUGGAUUUUAUCAUUGUGAAGAGGGAGCAAAAUUCUAUCCGUUAGGGUUUUCGAGUUGGCACAGAUCUGAGUCUCGGAAGAAUUGGACGAGUUGAUUAGUGCUCCGAUUUUGAAGAAUUCACCAUAUUUUGGAGUAUGGCUGGGCUGUCUACUGCGUCUCCUAAAAAUGGCAUCGAUGGUAGGAAGAAACCCAACUUGCUGAUAACCGGAACCCCGGGAACGGGGAAGACAACGACAGCGUCGGCGCUGGCAGAGGCCGCUCAGCUCCGACACAUCAACAUUGGUGACCUGGUUAAGGAGAAGAACUUGCACAACGGUUGGGAUGACCAGUUCGAGUGCUACAUCAUCAAUGAAGACCUGGUCUGUGAUGAACUUGAAGAUAUGAUGGAAGAAGGGGGCAACAUUGUGGAUCACCAUGGCUGUGAUUUUUUCCCAGAACGAUGGUUUGAUAGGGUUGUGGUGCUUCAAACUGAGAAUUCUUUGUUGUAUGAUCGAUUAGCUAGGAGGGGUUACACGGGUUCAAAGCUUUCGAACAACAUUGAAUGCGAAAUCUUUCAGGUGUUACUAGAGGAAGCGAAAGAGAGUUAUCAGGAAGAAAUUGUUGUUGCUUUGAGAAGUGAUUCAAUAGAUGACAUAAACAAUAAUGUAUCAACUUUAUCUGAUUGGUUGAGGAGUUGGAACAUGUCCUGACCAGAUCCUAAAUGGUCGUCAUUGUAUUACUUUAUUGUAAUGCAUAUUUUUAUACUUCAGUUUUGAAAUCUCAAUCAGCCGAGUGGAAUGUUUUAUUACUAA